This is a messenger RNA of Saccharomyces kudriavzevii IFO 1802, 1815 nucleotides long. RefSeq names its product GTPase-activating protein MRS6 (gene MRS6). Gene Ontology annotation, molecular function: GDP-dissociation inhibitor activity. Gene Ontology annotation, cellular component: cytoplasm; Rab-protein geranylgeranyltransferase complex; nucleus. The coding region runs from base 1 to 1815 and encodes 604 amino acids. The record is from RefSeq and is a predicted model, not a curated record. Gene Ontology annotation, biological process: vesicle-mediated transport; small GTPase-mediated signal transduction; protein geranylgeranylation. NCBI's taxonomy places the organism in Eukaryota, Fungi, Ascomycota, Saccharomycetes, Saccharomycetales, Saccharomycetaceae. The transcript has a single exon.
AUGUUAAGUCCUGAACGUAGACCAUCCAUGGCAGAACGUCGUCCAUCAUUUUUUAGUUUCAACCAGAACCCAAGCCCUCUAGUCGUCCCGCAUUUGGCUGGUAUUGAAGAUCCUUUACCUGCUACUACCCCAGAUAAAGUUGAUGUUCUAAUUGCUGGGACUGGUAUGGUGGAAAGUGUAUUGGCUGCAGCAUUGGCCUGGCAAGGUUCUAAUGUCCUUCAUAUUGACAAGAAUGACUAUUAUGGGGACACUUCAGCCACAUUGACAGUAGACCAAAUUAAAAGAUGGGUGAAUGAAGUUAAUGAGGGCUCAGUAAGCUGUUAUAAGAAUGCAAAAUUGUAUGUAUCCACACUCAUCGGCAGUGGGAAGUAUUCCUCGAGGGAUUUCGGUAUUGACCUCUCUCCGAAGAUCCUUUUUGCGAAAUCGGAUUUAUUGUCGAUUCUGAUCAAAUCGAGAGUUCACCAAUAUUUAGAAUUCCAAUCAUUAUCUAAUUUUCACACUUAUGAAAAUGACUGUUUCGAAAAAUUAACGAAUACAAAGCAAGAAAUAUUCACUGACCAAAAUCUGCCAUUAAUGACCAAAAGGAACCUAAUGAAAUUUAUCAAAUUUGUACUCAACUGGGAAGCACAGACGGACAUAUGGCAACCGUAUGCGGAAAAAACCAUGUCGGAUUUUCUAGUGGAAAAGUUUAGAUUGGAAAAACCACAAGUUUUUGAACUAAUCUUUUCAAUCGGAUUAUGUUAUGACCUUAACGUGAAAGUUCCAGAAGCUCUACAAAGAAUACGUCGAUAUCUAACUAGUUUUGAUGUUUAUGGACCAUUCCCUGCAUUGUGCUCCAAAUAUGGUGGGCCAGGAGAAUUGUCACAGGGGUUUUGUAGAUCAGCCGCUGUAGGUGGUGCCACCUACAAGCUUAAUGAAAAAUUAGUAUCUUUCAACCCUACAACCAAAGUGGCCACAUUCCAAGACGGCUCUAAAGUGGAAGUUUCUGAGAAGGUAAUAGUGUCACCUACUCAAGCACCUAAUGAGAGCAAACAUGUUCCACUACAACAAUACCAAGUCCAUCGUUUAACCUGUAUAGUUGAAAAUCCCUGUAACGAAUGGUUUAAUGAGGGCGAAUCUGCAGCCAUGGUUGUUUUUCCUCCGGGCUCUUUGAAAUCUGGUAAUAAGGAAGUAGUACAGGCCUUCAUUCUCGGUGCUGGCAGCGAAAUUUGUCCAGAAGGAACUAUUGUAUGGUAUUUAUCAACAACAGAACAAGGUCCACGUGCGGAAAUGGACAUUGAUGCCGCCUUGGAAGCUAUGGAGAUGGCUCUUCUAAGGGAGUCUUCUUCGGGUCUAGAAAACGACGACGAAAUCGUUCAAUUAAGAGGUGAUGGUCAUACAAUAGUAAAUUCCGUUAAGUUGGGUCAAUCUUUCAAAGAGUACGUUCCUAGGGAGAGGUUACAGUUCCUGUUCAAACUUUAUUAUACGCAGUACACAUCCACACCACCUUUCGGUGUAGUCAGCUCCUCUUUCUUUGAUGCCAAUCAAGACUUAGAAAAGAAAUACAUUCCUGGUGCCAGUGAUAAUGGUGUCAUAUAUACAACCAUGCCUUCUGCUGAGAUAUCAUAUGAUGAAGUGGUCACUGCAGCCAAAGUUCUAUACGAGAAAAUAGUAGGUAGUGAUGAUGACUUCUUUGAUCUAGAUUUCGAAGAUGAAGAUGAGAUACAAGCUGGCGGUGCUGUCAACACAGAACAAUUUGAAAGCGCCAUAGACGAUGAUGAUGAUGAUGUUAAUAUGGAAGGUUCCGGUGAAUUUGUAGGUGAAAUGGAGAUAUGA